Neohortaea acidophila is the source of this 2439-nucleotide messenger RNA. RefSeq lists its product as uncharacterized. NCBI's taxonomy places the organism in Eukaryota, Fungi, Ascomycota, Dothideomycetes, Mycosphaerellales, Teratosphaeriaceae. The coding region runs from base 1 to 2439 and encodes 812 amino acids. The record is from RefSeq and is a predicted model, not a curated record. The transcript has a single exon.
AUGGCGCGGGUCAGCGCUCGUAUCCGCAACCGCAACUCAUCCACUCCCAAGCGCGUCUCUCUCUCUCACGAUGCUGCAUCACGCACUCCGCGUACAGCGCCAGUCAAGCUCCAAGCACUGCGAGAGUAUGAGGAGAUGCCCGGUGCCUUUCCUGGAUCUUCCUCGCCGCCAGCUGUCGACGUAAACAAGCAGGUCACCACGGUGUCGGUCAAGUUCGAUGCGUCUACCCCGAAGAACAAUACCCCGAUCAAGCCUGCCGAAGAGGAAAUGCACCCACGGCAACACCAGCAGUCGACAGCUAAGCCUCUGGAAGAAGCUCGAUGGCUGGGCUUCUCCAACAUGCAUCCAAACACUGAGCCACCCAAGCAGGCCAGUAAAAUCGCCAUCCUGCAAGGCACUCCAAGCAAGCCAUCCAAGUCUGGUCAUACCCUAGGCUCACCCAAGAUUCGAUUCACUUUUGGGCGAGAGCACUCGCUUGAACUCAGCCCGGAAGCGAAGCAGUUCAUGGACCAGAAGCGUGAGGAGGCGCUCAAGAUCCGCGAGCAGAUGAUUGCGAACGGGGAGGGGCCGAAGGAUGUGGCCGAACUCAAGGCGCGCAAGAUUGCCACGCCCAAGGGCAAGAAGGGCCGAUUCAGCGAGGUGCAUUUGGAGCACUUCAAAAAGCUGGAGUCUAUCGCUGGCCACGCCUCCUCCUUCCGCACCGCGCCAAAGCAUGCAGAUGCCGCCGCAAGCGAAGCCGCAUCCAAUACCAGACCCCUGCAAUCUCAAUCGAUCCCUCAAGAGCCACCCAAGUCUUUGAAGCGCAGUCCGUCCAAAGCCGAGCUAGAUGAAUCGGAUCGAAGGCCAAUGGGCAUCUCACAGUCCAAGCUUCCGACAUCCUCGGCGAAGGUCGCCAACAGCCAUGCUUUAGCUGGUCCCUCCAAGACCCAGCUCACUCAGGCUUCCCCAGAGUCAUCGUCUCCAUCCAAGCGCGUCAAGCGAAGCGAAGACGAGCACGUGUCCACUAGCAGCAAGCCAGCGGCCAAAAACCAAUCGCUGUUACCGCCGGACGCCGGAUCAGCCACUCCAAGCAGAGCCCAUGCGAAGCCUCAAAUCCCGUCGGAAGUCUUCACAUUCGAUUCACCAACACAGGCGUCGGUAGCCCGCGCGGCAAGCAUCAAGGCGGCAAAAACCACCAAGAUCCCGGCUCCUGGACUUCCCACACCUUCCAAGGUGGAGAAGGGCGAGCUCACAGGGCGUAAACCCGAGCCGACAACGCCAUUGCUGGCUCGCACCCCAUCCAAAGUAUCAGUGUUCGGCAAGCCGGCGUCUCAAGGACCUAAGGGCUUCAUGAGUCCUCUGCUCCUGCGCACACCCAUGAAAGCGACCCCGAACAAAGGCCCGCAAGAGAAAGCGAACGAAGAUAACGUAGCGGCGGCGAAGCCCCAGGAGACGCCGCUACUAGCUCGCACGCCGCUCAAGGGUGCCAUGUCGAACCCGGCGGAGGCCGAGGUGCAAGUUGCAAAAGCCGCAUCGUCUAUUCCCCUGCUCUCCCGUUCGCCAGCCAAGAUAGGGGUGUCGACGAGCGACGCAAGCGGGCAAAUCGAACAGAUGCGAGAUGGGGUGAAGCACGGUAGCGCGCUGAUGAACCGAUUUCAUUUGCUGCGAUCUUCUCCGAUGAAGUCUAUCCUACGAUCGCCACAGCGUUUGUACUCCAAUGAUCCCGCCAAGGUUGCGGCUGGCACUCAUCUCGCAUCGCCGGCGGGCAUGUCUGGCGCGAAGGACAAGCCAACGCCCGCGUCAGUCAAGGCGGCCGAGAAGCACGUGGAAUUUAGCUCCUCGACCAAGGCCGGCUACGAGCGUGGACGGGCUGGGAAGAGCAGUACAUCGUCGAAGAGCUCGACCCCGACACCCGACGUAUCAUCCGCAUCGCGCAACUCGGCCGUGGAUACUGCUACUUUGUACCCCGUCCUACCCACGAGCGACGCCGAGCAAACGAUCACCCCGCAGAAGCGUCGCCAAACAGCAGGCCCGGGCGACUUCACCUUCACCACUCACGGCAGCGGUAUUAUUUUUGGGCGAUCUCCAAAUGCUCCAGCAUCCGCUGCGGCGCUCAAGAUCCCCUCCACCAUCCGUCACAUUUCGUCGGAAGCUCCUUCCCCAGCUCCAGCGACGGGCAGCAAGAAGCGCAAAUUCGAGUUUGAGAACGAGCAAGCCGUGGAGGAGGAGAUGGUGCAUCAUCUAUCGGACAAGGAGAAUGGGGGCGAGGAGGAAGAGGCGCGUCCAGCGAAGCGUGCCAGGGUCAAUGCGCCUGCGCAGCCCGCUGUCAAGCCGGCCGUCAGGCGUCCCACGCUAGGGGUGAAGCCGAAGAAGAGCGUGAGAGAUGGAAAGGACAAGAAACCGACGACGAUUAGCAUGGCCAGGCUGAAUGCGCUCGCCCAGCCGAAGCGGAAGGUCUGA